Pseudophryne corroboree (corroboree frog) is the source of this 2673-nucleotide messenger RNA. RefSeq names its product cell division cycle 16 (gene CDC16). NCBI's taxonomy places the organism in Eukaryota, Metazoa, Chordata, Amphibia, Anura, Myobatrachidae. Gene Ontology annotation, biological process: anaphase-promoting complex-dependent catabolic process; protein ubiquitination; positive regulation of mitotic metaphase/anaphase transition. Gene Ontology annotation, cellular component: cytoplasm; anaphase-promoting complex. Gene Ontology annotation, molecular function: protein binding. Bases 272 to 2140 code for a protein of 622 amino acids. The record is from RefSeq and is a predicted model, not a curated record. The transcript is spliced from 18 exons.
CUCAGUUGCUGCAGCUGCUACGCCGGAACAGUUGCGAGUGUUGCUUUGUUUCCCCCCGGUAGGCGAUGUGUGUAACACUCAUCCUCCCCAUUCAGCGCCGCUGCUGGUGACAUCUCUGCACGGGUGUAACGAGUCAAGACCGCGGCACAGACGGAAUCGCGUCCGGUACCGGUGCACAGCGCUGUACAUACUGACCGAGCGGGGCCGGGGGCGCGCACCCUGCCUGUGGGCGCGCCUCCCUGUAGCCGCAGCUUCCUCGUUUCAGACCAAAAUGAACUUGGAACGCCUGAGGAAGAGAGUGCGGCAAUAUAUAGAGCAGCAACAGUACCACAGUGCCUUAUUUUGGGCAGAUAAGGUUGCUUCGUUGUCGCACGAGGAGCCGCAAGAUAUUUAUUGGCUGGCACAAUGUCUGUAUCUGACUGCUCAGUACCACAGAGCUUCACAUGCACUAAGGUCACGGAAAUUGGAUAAAGUGUUUGAGGCAUGUCGUUACCUUGCAGCCAGAUGUCAUUAUGCCGCAAAGGAGUACCAGCAGGCUCUAGAUAUCCUGGAUAUGGAGGAACCGAUUAGCAAGAAAUUGUUUGAAAAGAGUAUUAAGGAUGAGAAAAUCUUAAAGGAUGGUUCUGGAGAAUGGCAAAUGUCACAGUCCUCGAUUAAAAGCUCCAUUUGCCUUUUGCGUGGAAAGAUCUAUGACGCUCUGGAUAACAGAACGCUGGCAACCUAUAGCUACAAAGAGGCUUUGAAGUUUGAUGUUUACUGUUUUGAAGCAUUUGACCUAUUAACAGCGCACCAUAUGCUAACAGCACAAGAAGAGAAAGAACUUCUUGAGUCUCUACCACUCAGUAAGAAAUCUAUGGAAGACCAAGAGCUUCUCCGUUUCCUCUUUGAAAACAAGUUGAAAAAGUACAACAAACCCAGUGAAACGGUGAUACCAGAAUCCGUAGAUGGACUUCAGGAAAACCUGGAUGUAAUAGUUUCUUUAGCAGAAAGACAUUACUACAACUGUGACUUCAAGAUGUGCUAUAAACUUACAUCUGCAGUUAUGGAGAAAGAUCCCUUCCAUGCAAAUUGUUUACCUGUACAUAUAGGAACUCUAGUAGAACUGAACAAAGCCAAUGAACUUUUCUACCUUUCACAUAAACUGGUUGAUUUGUACCCUAAUAAUCCGGUGUCCUGGUUUGCAGUAGGUUGUUACUAUCUCAUGGUGGGGCAUAAAAAUGAACAUGCCAGGAGAUAUCUCAGCAAGGCCACCACAUUAGAGAGAAGCUAUGGUCCUGCUUGGAUUGCGUAUGGACAUUCAUUUGCAGUGGAAAGUGAACAUGACCAGGCAAUGGCUGCUUACUUCACUGCAGCACAGCUGAUGAAAGGAUGCCAUUUACCAAUGUUAUAUAUUGGACUGGAGUAUGGCCUGACCAAUAACUCUAAGUUGGCAGAGAGGUUUUUCAGUCAGGCCUUGAGUAUUGCACCAGAAGAUCCUUUUGUUAUGCAUGAAGUCGGUGUGGUGGCAUUUCAAAACGGAGACUGGAAAACUGCUGAGAAAUGGUUCCUAGAAGCCCUAGAAAAAAUCAGAGCCAUUGGAAACGAGGUUACAGUUGACAAGUGGGAACCUUUACUAAACAACUUAGGUCAUGUACGCCGAAAACUCAAAAAGUAUGAAGAUGCUUUGGAAUACCAUCGACAAGCCCUGGUUCUGAUACCACAAAAUGCUUCCACCUAUUCUGCUAUCGGAUAUGUGCACAGUUUAAUGGGAAAUUUUGAAAGUGCAAUUGAUUAUUUUCAUACGGCUCUUGGUCUAAGGAGAGACGAUACAUUUUCUGUUACAAUGCUUGGACACUGCAUAGAAAUGUAUAUUGGAGAUUCUGAAGCGUACAUUGGGACCGAGAUAAAGGACAAGCUAAGAUGUUACGACUUUGAUGUGCACACUAUGAAAACCUUGAAGAACAUUAUAUCGCCUCCCUGGGAGAGGGAGUUUGAGUUACAGCGGCAGUCCCUUGAUGAAAGUGGCAUUAUAACCUUAGAGACUUCUCAUCUUGUACCUAAAUCCUCUGAUGCCAGGUCCCCGGUUGAGGAAGCUCUUGAAAUUGAGAUGAAUGAAAGUGAUAUGAUGCUGGAGACUUCAAUGUCAGACCAUAGCACAUGAGUAGACCGCCACGGAGCUUGCCUUAUGCUAUCUGGGACUCCUUUUUACACCAUUAAAUCUAGAUAUUUUAUAGUGAACAGACACACAACUUCUUGCCUAAACUGGGAAUUACCCCCCACUAGCGGUAUGCUGAUGAGCAAUGGAUUGCUGUAAUAAAUUGAAACGUGUAUUACACUAAAGAGGUUUUACAUUUUUACUGUUAACCAUUGUAAAUUGUAUACAGCCUAUUAUGUUUUUUAAACAUUGUACUGUGGACAUUAUGAUCACAAGAAAGUGCUGCACAUUUACAGUAUUCACAUGUAAAACAGGAAUUACUUGUGAAUAAAAAUAUUUUAGUGCAUUUAGUUGAAAAGAGUGUUCUAUGUCCACAGGCCACUCCAUGUGAUAAUGUGAAAUUGCGUUUUUCAAACAUACAGUACAUGCAUCACAUUUUGUCAUUGUCUGUAAUAAAGACUGAAAAGGGCAAAAUGUGGAGGGGGGUUGCUGUUGUUUUUUUUUUAAUACUUAUUAAAAGUAUAACUUCAGUUAGGUCA